AACCAACCGACAAACAAAAAAAUCACAGCGCAUCAACACGACCUACCAUCGACAAAUCCAAAUCCAAAUGGCGCUUACCUGCACUGAUCUCAGAGGCACGCUCCCUCUUCUUGCCCAAGGGAAAGUUAGGGAUGUCUACACUCUAUCCUCGGACUACCUUCUAUUUGUCGCAACGGAUCGCAUUUCUGCUUACGACUUUAUCAUGAAAAAUGUUUGCUUCCGUCAAUGGUCUUUUUUAAUUUUUUUUUUAAUUUUACACAUAGCAAUUAACAUUUAAUAGGGCAUCCCAAACAAAGGGAAACUUCUCACCGCCCUUUCCGAGUUCUGGUUUACCACGGUUCUCAAGGAUGUUGGCCCGAACCACUUUGUUUCCUCCAGCAUGGACUUUCUCCCAGAGAAACUUCAGAAGUACUCCCCGCAACUUAAGGACCGCUCCAUGGUCGUUAAAAGGCUCAAAGUCCUUCCGGUUGAAGCUAUUGUUAGGGGAUACCUUACUGGCAGCGCUUGGAUUGAGUAUAAGAACUUCGGGACUGUUCACGGAAUUCGGGUUCCAGAAGGAAUGGUGGAGAGUCAGGCCUUUGAGAAGCCACUGUUCACCCCUAGCACCAAGGCUGCUCAGGGCCAACACGGUAAUUUCCUUCCAUCUUAUUUGCUGGAAUUGGGGCGGACACAGGCGCAUUGAAUACUAACUUGACACUAUUGGCAGACGAGAAUAUCCAUCCCGAUAAGGUCGUUCAACUUCUUGGCCAUAAGUAUGCAAAGAAGAUUGAGGACCUCUCUCUUGCUUUGUAUGCUAGGGCCCGCGACUACGCCGUUGAGAGAGGCAUUAUUAUUGCCGAUACGAAGUUUGAAUUUGGCCUUGACGAGGACGAAAACGUUGUUCUUGUUGACGAGAUUUUAACCCCGGGUUGGUUCUUUAAAUCCAGCUCCCUUGAUUAUUCAUGCGCUAAUGAUGGAAUAGAUUCAUCUCGGUUUUGGCUCGCCUCUUCCUACCAGGCGGGAAGGUGUCAAGAUUCCUACGACAAACAAUUCCUUAGGGACUGGUUGACUAAGAAUGGUUUGAAGGGCAGACCAGGUAUUGUGAUGCCUGAUGAAAUUGUUGUUGAAACGAGCAAGAAGUAUCACGAAGCUUAUGAGCUUCUUACUGGUAGCGGGUGGAAGGAGACUUGA
Molecule: messenger RNA, 1170 nt
Organism: Tuber aestivum (summer truffle)
Lineage: Eukaryota; Fungi; Ascomycota; Pezizomycetes; Pezizales; Tuberaceae
Source: the annotation of a GenBank genome assembly